Molecule: messenger RNA, 1913 nt
Organism: Malurus melanocephalus (red-backed fairy wren)
Lineage: Eukaryota; Metazoa; Chordata; Aves; Passeriformes; Maluridae
Gene: IST1
Product: IST1 factor associated with ESCRT-III
Exons: 10
Coding region: 78-1175 (365 amino acids)
Biological process (GO): protein transport
Source: RefSeq, a predicted model, not a curated record
CGCAAUGAAGUCCUGCGGCCGGGGCACGCCAUUUUGGGCGACAGAGCCGUGCGGAGCGGCUGGCGAAAGUGUUUAUCAUGUUGGGCUCUGGAUUCAAGGCAGAGCGCUUGCGAGUCAACCUGCGCCUUGUCAUCAAUCGCCUCAAACUACUAGAGAAAAAGAAGACUGAGUUGGCCCAGAAGGCAAGGAAGGAGAUUGCAGAUUACCUGGCAGCUGGAAAAGAUGAACGUGCUAGGAUUCGUGUGGAGCACAUCAUCCGUGAAGAUUACCUUGUGGAGGCCAUGGAGAUCCUGGAGCUGUACUGCGAUCUGCUGCUUGCUCGCUUUGGCUUGAUCCAGUCCAUGAAGGAGUUGGACUCUGGCCUGGCAGAGGCAGUAUCAACAUUGAUUUGGGCUGCACCACGCCUCCAGUCGGAAGUGGCCGAGUUGAAGAUUGUUGCUGAUCAGCUGUGUGCUAAGUACAGCAAGGAGUAUGGGAAGCUGUGCCGGACAAACCAGAUUGGRACAGUCAACGACAGGCUGAUGCACAAGCUGAGUGUCGAAGCACCGCCCAAGAUCCUGGUGGAGCGAUACCUCAUCGAAAUCGCUAAGAACUACAAUGUGCCAUACGAGCCUGACUCAGUGGUGAUGGCUGAAGCUCCAGCAGGUGGAGAGGCAGAUCUAAUUGAUGUGGGGUUCACGGAUGAUGUGAAGAAGGGUGGCCAUGGAGGGGGCGGAGGUGGUGGAUUUACAGCCCCAAUGACAGGUCAUGAUGGGUUAGUGCCCAUGCCUGUGAUGAUGCCUAUGCCUAUGCCAACAGCAAAUCCACCUUUUUCCUAUCCACCUCCAAAGGGACCGGAGAACUUCAGUGGCCUGCCAGUUGGGACCUACCAGCCUUUCACUAACAUCCACCCACCACCAAUUCCAGCAAACCCACCCACAUACGAGUCCAUCGAUGAGCCUAACACUGACAAGGACGCUGCUGCAUCUGUGUCUGGGCCUGAGCCCAAGCCAGAAACUUCUCCUAAACCAAGAGCUGGAGCUCCUAAUACCUUCGAUAACUUUGUGCUGCCUGAAUUGCCAUCUGUGCCAGACACACUGCCAACAGCAUCUGCUGGCGCCAACUCUUCUGCCUCAGAAGACAUUGACUUCGAUGAUCUUUCACGGAGAUUUGAGGAGCUAAAGAAGAAAACAUAAAACUUCCUGGGCUUYAGGAAGGAGGGGCAGGAGCUGUGACAUCUCUCUGAAAUGACUCCUCUUGAAAUGGGUUUCCUGUAAUAACCUCGGGUGAACAUACUCUUUUUGAGCUCUCUUCCUUCUCUACUUACACCAAGUGCUGCUGCUUUCUGACCUUUGCUGCUCCAGGAGGUGAACUGUGGGGAAUGUUGUGAGACUGGGGCAGGGAAGAGUYUCUGUCAGUCUGCGUAGCUGUAUGGGGAAGCUGCGUGUGAUAUUCUGGGCAUUGUUCCUGGCUGCCUCCGUGAUGGCUCUGCUCCCAACGGAGGCUCUCUCUUGGGGAGCUUCACUAGCUUCAUGGUAUUCUCGGUGGCAUCUGUUCCCAGUUUGCAGGAGGGGCGGCACGUUCURCCUGGGCCUCUUGGGUGUGUGACUGGCACCGCAGAGGGCAGAGCCUGGCAGGCAGUGCGGCUGCCUCGAGGUUGAGGCAGCAGCUUUCCUCCUGGGCACUGUGCAGCUGUGGACCACCGAGCUCUGGGGACCAGGCGUGGCGGGUGCUCUGACACAACGUGCAGCAGCAUCUUGUUUCCCCUUUYGGAGCCGGGGGCGAGGCAUCCCGGAACUGUACCGUACCUGUCCACGAUGCUGUCCAGCUGUACACCACCUGGAGCGUCCUUGUCCGUGCCCCUGCAGCCGCUUUCCCGCGGGGCUCGGGCCGUUUGUACCCGUGCUCUGUUCCAAUAAAGCGCCGUUGUGGCC